AUGGACAACAGAGAAACUCAAUUGGAUAUUUUAGAAUGUGAAUUAAUUGAAUUAGAAAAUAGAAAAAAUGAGUCAGAAGAUUAUAAAGAUAUUGUUGAGAGGGUUGAAAGAAAGGUAAAUGUUCUUAAAUUACUUAAUCAAGAAUUAGAUUAUUUAAACUUAGUUUUAAGUAAAUUUGAUAUGAUUGAUAAGUUUAAAUUAAUCAAAUUAAAAGAUUUAACUAUUAAUGAUAUUGUCAAUCUAAUUAAAAAGACUAAUUCAUUAUCAGAAGAAAUUAAAAAAAUUCCAAGUGAAAAAAUUGACAAAGAAAAUGAAAGUGAAAGUGUUGAGGAUUAUCAAUCACUUAUCGAGAUAAGUAAAGAUAUGAAUAUUAAAUAUGGUGUGUUUAUUUCAUCAAUUGAUGCUUAUGAAAAGUCUUGUUUAUCUAUAAUUAAUAAGUUAGCUAAGAAGGGAAUUGGGUUGUUAUUAAGAGAAUUAGAGAAUCAAAAUUUUGAUGUUUUUUAUGAAUUUUAUUCUUCUCUAUCAAAUUUUAAAGAACAUCAAAAAAUGAUCAAAGAAGUCUAUUUUCAAUGGAGAAAACAAUCAUUAAAGUCAAAAAUAACUUUUAUUUUAAGUGACUUAGAAAUGCAUUAUAGAUUAAUAAUUGGAGUUGAAAAGAACAUAUAUAAACAGAUUUUUAAUAUUGAAGAAUUGGGAGAGGAGUUUAAUCAAUUUAUUUCAAAUUUAUUAGAAUAUUUAUUUAAGAAAAUGAAUAAGAAAAAUUUAAAUGAAUUUUUAAUUAAGAAAGUUAAUGACAUUGAUUGUAAUGAGACUUUAAUUUUAAUUAAUUGUUUAAAAUCUUAUUUAAACAUUAAUGAUUUAGAAAAUAAUUUAACUAAUGAUUUAGAAAAUAUAAAUUUAAAAGAAGAUGAUUUAAAAAUUAAUGAAAAUUCUGUAAUUAAAAAACAAUGUUAA
This is a messenger RNA of Hepatospora eriocheir, 954 nucleotides long. The record is from the annotation of a GenBank genome assembly. Lineage: Eukaryota; Fungi; Microsporidia; Hepatosporidae.